AUGUCGAGAAAGUCAUUUCCCGAAUCAGAAUUUGACGCUGAUUCGAAUGGUGGUAGUCUUGUCGCUAGCCGUUGCUUUGGUCCGGAGCUAUGGUUGGGUGAAAAAUUGGCGAGAAGGGUGAAAUUCCAAAAAAUCUCUGGGAAGUCAUUUUCUGAAUCAGAAUUUGACGCUGAUUCGAAUGGCGGUAGUCUUGUCGCCAGCCGUUGCUUUGGUCCGAAGCUAUGGUUGGGUGAAAAUUUGGCGAGAAGUGUGAAAUCCCAAAACAUGUCGACAAAGUCAUUUCCCGAAUCAGAAUUUGACGCUGAUUCGGAUGGUGGUAGUCUUGUCGCCAGCCGUUGCUUUGGUCCGGAGCUAUGGUUGGGUAAAAAUUUGGCGAGAAGGGUGAAAUCUCAAAAAAUGUCGAGAAAGUCAUUUUCUGAAUCAGAAUUUGACGGUGAUUCGAAUGGUGGUAGUUAUGUCGCCAGCCGUUGCUUUGGUCCGGAGCUAUGGUUGAGUGAAUAUUUGGCGAGAAGGGUGAAAUCCCAAAAAAUGUCGAGAAAGUCAUUUCCCGAAUCAGAAUUUGAUGCUGAUUCGAAUGGUGGUAGUCUUGUCGCCAACCGUUGCUUUGGUCCGGAGCUAUGGUUGGGUGAAAUUUGGCGAGAAGGGUGA
Molecule: messenger RNA, 648 nt
Organism: Paramuricea clavata
Lineage: Eukaryota; Metazoa; Cnidaria; Anthozoa; Malacalcyonacea; Plexauridae
Source: the annotation of a GenBank genome assembly